Neohortaea acidophila is the source of this 1015-nucleotide messenger RNA. RefSeq names its product increased loss of mitochondrial DNA protein 1. Bases 54 to 581 code for a protein of 175 amino acids. The record is from RefSeq and is a predicted model, not a curated record. NCBI's taxonomy places the organism in Eukaryota, Fungi, Ascomycota, Dothideomycetes, Mycosphaerellales, Teratosphaeriaceae. The transcript is spliced from 3 exons.
CCUGGAACACAUCAAACACACGCAACGUGCAAGGUGACAGCAUUCUCGGCAGCAUGGCUCUCUUCUCCGUCUUCACGAUCAUCCGAGCCAUCUCGCUCUUCCACAUCACGCUGGCCUACUUCUUCCUCACCGCGCCACGGAUGAUUGCAGACCAGAACAUGGUGUACGUUCUCGGAGAAGCGUUAAGACUGCCUCAUGUUACCAGCCUCGACAAACCUAACGAUGCCUCCGCCUUCAUCGCCGUGCUCCUCGCCUUCCUUGGCAUCGCUGAUCUUACCGGCGCUUCGCUGAACGAACAAAUCGCCGUCGACUACUGGCUCUCGAAUGUGCCUGUCCGCUUGACCUUUCUGUUCGGCUUGUCGGGCUACAUCUACCUGUUCAAAGAUGAUGGAGUAUUUGGGUCGAAAUCGCUGCUGCGACGCGCGAGCGCGGGGGACAACGUGCGGAAUAGCUUGGUAUUUGCGUGGGCGUUCGUGGAGACUGCGACAUGGUUCUGGAUCUUCACGAGUUUGCGCGAGGAAAAGCGAGAGCAGAUGCGUAGGAUGCAAGAGAGGCUGCAAGCCGAGCAGGAUCGCUUGUAAUCGGGAGCGCGUGACAUCGGAUCGUUUUCGGCUGGAGCUUGUUCACUGAUCAGACUGGCCAACCACUUGCAGAUAUGGCCUUAAGGUACGACAAUGGAUUGCCUGCUGCUGAUGGUGAUUCGGAUGCGACUGGGCAAUGCGCGCUGGCCGUGGUAGCACCGAGACAGGUGUCAGACGGGUACAAGUGGCCAUGAACUACGACCAAGCAAUCAUGAGCCGGCAUUCGAAAUGCUAGCCUCAUAUGACCGUGAUGGGCUGGCCAAGGAUGUGCAAUCCACAACCAUCCACGUGCUUGUUGAUUGAUAUCUACACCUGAUUCAUCUAAGCUUAUGACCAUUCCUCAUUUCAAACCGAUCCCGGCAGAUGCGAGAGGACCAGGCCAUGAUGUUCAGGUCCAAGGUAGAGAUGGACUCAGAGAUGGAUGUACUUAUGAU